UUGUGGGGGUUUUUUGAUCACCGGUACUAUGUCGGGCCGCGGAAAGCAGGGAGGCAAAGUCCGGGCUAAGGCCAAGUCGCGCUCGUCGCGGGCCGGGCUGCAGUUCCCCGUGGGUCGUGUGCAUCGGCUCCUCCGGAAAGGAAACUACGCGGAGCGGGUCGGGGCUGGAGCUCCCGUCUACAUGGCGGCCGUGCUGGAGUACCUGACGGCCGAGAUCCUGGAGCUGGCGGGCAACGCGGCCCGCGACAACAAGAAGACGCGCAUCAUCCCCCGCCACCUGCAGCUCGCCAUCCGCAACGACGAGGAGCUCAACAAGCUGCUGGGCAAGGUGACGAUCGCGCAGGGCGGGGUGCUGCCCAACAUCCAGGCCGUGCUGCUGCCCAAGAAGACCGAGAGUCAUAAGGCUAAAAGCAAAAGCUGGGAGCGAGCCCAGCGCCUUGCGGCCGGCGCUGCCCAUGGGAUCGCUCAGCGGGACUGGGGGUGGCUGAAGAGAAGGGCGAGCUGCUCUUCCUGCUCUACGAAGCGCAGCUGCUCCGAGUUGCCUUCCUUGGAGCCUCAGAGCCAAAUUAUUCCCUCUGAAGACCGCCAUCGACCAUUUUCCCUACUGCUAAAGGGCAUCGCUCCCAGCUCCCUCUCACACCGACCUGCAGGUCUCUCCAUGCUGAACGCUCGGUAUCCGGCCCCCACGGAUGCUCUUAGAAGGAGAGUGCAGCUGUGGGAGCGCAGUAGCCGGAGUCGCCAAGCCGAAGACAACAAAGAGAGCCCUGCCACACGCAGAUACACAGGCAAACACGUCUUUGUGUCAUACCUUUACCUGUCAACCAUAUUUUUAGCACUGCAAGAAGAGCUGAGAGCCUAAGAAUUCUAGUAGAACAGACCAUAAGGAGACAGCACAAGUUGCAACGUUUUGUUCUGUGAAUGCUCUGAGAAGCCAGAGCUCAGUCUUUGCUCAGCACCUUAAGGAAAAUGAAAGACUAUCCCUAUAGUUUCACUAAACCUCAAGUUAUUGCCUUCCUAAACAUGUGCCAACAAAAGUAUAAAUGCUAUUUUAUCAGUUCACAACCAAAUACAGAUCAGUAUUGUAUUACUACUAUCUUCUCUGACUUAAAGCAGACUUGCUGAAAUUAACUUUAAUUCCUUACACAGAAAAUAUUUAAUUUAUACACAGAUUAAAUGUGAUUUUAAAAGGAAAAUUAAGUAUUUUGGGGUACUUGGUGUUUUGUUUGGAUAUUUUUUUAACAAUAUAGUUUUUUCACAAAUUUCUAGUGAUUAGGGAAAUAAAUAUUUUUCCAUUUAAUAAAGAAACAUUGAAGUAAAGAGAAAUAAGUUUUCAAGAAGUAUGAAGAUUAGAAUUUACUGAAAAACUUUUCAGGAAUUUUGUUUUAGUGCGGUUUCUGUUCCAAUUUCCUUUUAAUAUAUAUAUACUAAGAACUACUUUACAGAAGAUAUUCAUUGGCAUAAUUUGA
Molecule: messenger RNA, 1466 nt
Organism: Cuculus canorus (common cuckoo)
Lineage: Eukaryota; Metazoa; Chordata; Aves; Cuculiformes; Cuculidae
Product: histone H2A.J
Exons: 3
Coding region: 29-859 (276 amino acids)
Cellular component (GO): nucleosome
Molecular function (GO): protein heterodimerization activity; DNA binding; structural constituent of chromatin
Source: RefSeq, a predicted model, not a curated record